Xylona heveae TC161 is the source of this 2350-nucleotide messenger RNA. Its product is annotated as ATP-dependent rRNA helicase spb4. The record is from RefSeq and is a predicted model, not a curated record. The coding region runs from base 54 to 2000 and encodes 648 amino acids. The transcript has 4 exons. Gene Ontology annotation, molecular function: nucleic acid binding; ATP binding. Gene Ontology annotation, cellular component: nucleolus. Lineage: Eukaryota; Fungi; Ascomycota; Xylonomycetes; Xylonales; Xylonaceae.
AGCGACAAAUCAAAUACAAGAGAACAGCUGCACCUGUGAGAAGAUAUCUCGCAAUGGCUCCCACAGAGACCAAAGGAGCGGCCAAGCCGCCGUCGUCAGGCAGCUCGAGAGCAUGGGACGGUCUUACACCUGCGCUUUCUGAAUGGGCCCUGGACGCGGUCUCCAGCAUGGGCUUCAGUCGCAUGACUCCAGUCCAAGCGUCUACGAUACCGCUUUUCAUGGGCUAUAAAGAUGUCGUUGUCGAGGCUGUAACCGGUAGCGGUAAAACGCUUGCCUUCCUGAUACCCAUUGUCGAACGAUUGCUUCGCCUUGAAGAGCCCAUCCGAAGACAUCACAUUGGCGCAAUUAUAAUAUCUCCGACAAGAGAGCUUGCUACUCAAAUCUACACUGUCCUGCUUUCUCUAUUGUCUUUCCAUGGGCCGUCUGCUGCUGCCCUGAACCCUCCGAGUGAAGACACGGAUAUGCCAGAUGCGAAGCCUAAUUCAUCAAAAUCAUCCGAUUUGAAAGUUGUGCCGCAGCUCAUUCUUGGUGGAACCACUACGCCUGCGCAAGAUCUCAGCUCGUUUCUCAAGAACUCACCAAACCUGAUCAUUUCGACACCUGGUCGCCUGCUCGAACUUCUUUCCUCUCCACAUGUUCACUGCCCGCAAUCAUCAUUCGAAGUCUUGGUCCUCGAUGAAGCAGAUAGAUUACUCGAUAUGGGCUUUAAGGAAGACUUGCAGAAGAUCCUAUCCCGACUUCCGAAACAAAGGCGAACUGGGCUGUUCAGUGCUAGUGUCAGCGAGGCGGUAGACCAGAUUGUUAGAGUGGGUUUGCGUAAUCCCGUGAGGAUUGCAGUAAAGGUUAGAGGACCUUCGGGCGCAGAGGACAGGAGAACUCCAGCAAGUCUUCAAAUGACAUAUCUCACUACCCCAGCCAGCCAUAAAAUCCCCGCCCUGAGCCAACUUCUUGGUUCUAUGGACCCGACACCACAAAAGACCAUUGUCUACGUUUCCACCUGUGCGGGCGUGGACUACCUCCAGCACCUUCUUCCUGCGCUUCUCCCAACCGUCAACCUGCAAAAAAUCGACCUCGUACCUCUUCACGGAAAGCACGCACCGAACGUCCGACAAAAGAACUUCACUCGCUUCGUCAACUCUAUCGCACCGACCGUCCUCCUCACAACCGACGUCGCCGCGCGAGGUCUCGACAUCCCUCAAGUCGACCUUGUCGUGCAGCUCGACCCACCAGGCGAUCCCAAGGCCUUCCUGCACCGAUGCGGACGAGCCGGCCGCGCAGGUCGACGCGGUCUCAGCGUCGUCUUCCUCCACCCUGGCCGCGAAGAAGACUACGUACCCUUCCUAGACGUGCGCAAAACACCCGUUACUCCAUUAGAACACCCCACGAUAUCUACUUCUGACGAGGACGCCAAAACCGCGACUGCCACUCUCCGCAAACUAGUCCUUACCGACCGUGGCCUGCACGACAAGGCCCAGCGCGCCUUUGUCAGCUGGGUCCGCGCGUACACCAAGCACCAAGCCAGCAGCAUUUUCCGCGUGGCGGACCUCGACUGGCGCGACCUCGCCGACGCAUGGGGUCUCCUCCGCCUUCCCAAGAUGCCUGAGCUACGAGGCUGGCAAGGGGAUCGCUUCCUCGGCCUGCAGCUCGAUUUUGAAAACUUUGCGUACAAGGACAAGCAGCACGAAAAGGUCCGAAAGAAGGAGCUGCAACAGUUCAAGGAAACACAAGCAACGAGAGGAGAUAGAGAUACUGCUCCUCAAGACAAACAACAACACCAGAACAAGAAGAACAAGAAGAACCAGGCCUGGAGCAAUAAAACGGAACUCAAAGAACGACGCGAGGAACGUCGCGAGAAGAAGAAGACGAGACGCGAUGCAGAGCGUUCGGCCAAGAUGACACCCGCGGAACGUGAGAAACAGGAAGAGCUCCAGGCUCUAUUGAAGGAGGUUAAACAAAAGAAUAAUAUUGAAGACGAGGAGUUUGACGGUUUUGAUGAUUAGAUUUUUUUUCCUCUUUGAUAUGAUUCCCUUGUAUGGCGUAUUUUGUCUUGCUUUUCUUGCUUUUCUUUCUCCUUUGGCAGGCUUCUUUUUGAUUCAUUGCUCUUUUGGCAUCUCAUAUUCCCUGCGAAAAGUUCAUCAUAUAGCAUCGUUCUGGCGCAUCUUCCAGCUUUAUCAUCUCUGCUGCUAUCUCAUCUUUACUAUUUUCAUCAUCUGUAGCACAUAUACAUCAACCUCACAUGGACUCUUUGACCACCCUAUGAAAAUUUAACGCGUCGAGUAACAUCAUCAUCAAGGGUGCAAUUAUACUGUAUACUAAGGAAAGAGGGUAUAUAUAAAACAUUACAAACUAG